AUGUGGAUCCGUUCUUCUGAAGAAGAUAUAUCACAAGAAGAACGAAAUAGUGCAAAAUUCUCAAAUGUUUCUUGGCAUCGUAGACACUCUAUCUUAUCUAUCUUUUUUCCCAACCUAUUUUCUCCUUUUUUACUUUCUUUUUUCUUUCACUUUCACCAUUAUUAUUUUCCUUUCUGAUAAUAGCGAAGACAAAACUACUGGCCAAAAGUGUACGCAGCAGAGAAGCGUCCAGCUUCUCGUCCCUUGACACUUUACGAUGAUAAUAUUAUGAAUCCUGUCCCUCUCUUAUACCAUACUUUUACACACAUAUUGCGCAUAUCCCGUCCACAUUUCCUCUUUAUUAUUCUUUUUUUCUUUAGGGCCCUUCUCAGGGCCCGCAAAUGUUUCAUUUAUGGAGUAGCAGCUCCUCGGUAGAACUAAACAAAAAAAAAAAAAAAAAACAAAAAACAAUCUGUCCUUUUCAGGACAAAAAUCUCAAACCUUUCUGUUCGUCUUCCGAGGACGAAAACACAAACGUUUCUCUUGCAGGGGAGAAAUCUAAAAACGUUCAACAGUUCAAGAUGACUGACACAAGCGUAUUUGCAUGGAAACUGAAGAAGGUCGUGGAAGAACUGCGGCAUAGAAUGUUCAGGAAGUUUUAAGUGUGUCACGACGUUUCACUAGAAAAGCAAAUGAGUCUUAUGAUUUCGUUGACCUCCUUGCCAUACGUUCCUUUUGUGAACAAUUUUUUUUAUCAGAUUAUCUUUGUACGAUUCAAUUUUUUUUUGAAAUCUAUAGCACAUGAUGACUUCUUCUUUUGCAAUGAGAUUUAUAUAAUUGCGCAACGCAAAUUCCAUAUCUUGGCCGUGUUUUGAAGAUUCAUGCUUACGCGUGAUUAUGACGUCGUAGACGAGAGAAUAAGUAACAUGAAGACAGAAUGUCAUAGAAUUGAAAAGAUUACACGUCAAAACAGCGAAGAAAUUCAAGUAUCUACUCGAUUGCUAUUGUUUUAUUAUUUUAAGAACUGACUUUGAAUAAAU
Heterotrigona itama is the source of this 1019-nucleotide messenger RNA. The record is from the annotation of a GenBank genome assembly. NCBI's taxonomy places the organism in Eukaryota, Metazoa, Arthropoda, Insecta, Hymenoptera, Apidae.